AUACGUACAAAAACAAUAAAUUAAUAAAUAUGAACAUUAAAGAUGAUCAUGAUAGGAAUAGGAACAGAUAGGAUCAGUCGGAAAAAAAAAUCCAAUUAAUAUUAUAGAAUGAAAUGAAUUUUUGUUCAGUCAACAAUGAAAUUCAGUUAAAUUUUAAACGUUGGCGUGUAAAGAGAGACGUUUCGCUCAAAAACUAUAGAAAAAAAAAAAAAAAAUCCAAAUAAAAUGAAAAAUUCUAUAAUAAUUGUUGCUGCAAUCGUUGACUUAUUCAAGAUACUCCUGAUAAUAGUAACGCUAAUUGCCAAGGUCAUGUCCGCCGAUGAUAGCGAUGCUGCUGGUAGCAUUGAAAAUCAUUCAUACGAUAGCGGCAAAGAUGGCGGCGAAGAGCCGGAGGAAUGGCAAGCACGCAAUUUGCAGGAAGAACGUGUAUCCUUAGAUGAAAGAUGCCUGAUAAAUAAAUGUUACAAUUACGAUUUCGAGAGCGCCGAUGUGGUGGCGUUUUUCGAAAAUAAACCAACAAUACGCUUCAUAAAUGGCAACACUUACGAUAUUCGAGAGGCGAAAAAUUAUAGCAGUUUGAUUUUUUUGCAUUCGAAAUUUUACAAUUUCCCUUUAAAUCUAUUUUAUGCGAGCAAAGUGGAAGAGCUCGAUAUGCGAAAUUGUUCGGUGACUGAUAUAACGUGGGAGAAUUUCCUUAUGGCCGAUAAUUUAAGCAUACUAUUAUUAUCGGAAAAUCAUUUAACUGAUAUUAAAUCGAUGACUUUCACUUAUGCUCCGAAUUUGAGUUUUCUAUUUUUGGAUAGAAAUUCGAUUAGUCGAUUACGCGGCGAUAGCUUCAAGGGUUUAAAUAAACUUACUUAUCUGGAUUUACAUGAUAACCGUUUAGAAGAUUUACCAUCAGAUGUGUUUUCCUAUUUACCGGCUUUACAGCAAUUGAAUUUGGCUGAUAAUAUCUUACGCCAUAUAGGCAAUGAACUAUUUGAAAGGAAUGGACGUUUGAACAGCGUGAUUAUGGCAAACAAUUUAUUAGAGUCAUUAGGCGAAUACGCUUUCACCAAUCAACCGCAUUUAAAAGUCUUAGAUAUCUCUCAUAAUAAGCCUUUAAGAUAUUUGGUAGGCAAUAUGCGAGUAGAGCAUCUUUGGGCUCGUAAUUGUUCACUAACGCGGGUGAAUAUCUAUGGCGAGGCGAUUAAUGUCAAUUUGCAACAAAAUCACAUAAUGGAAUUGUAUUUUACGCAACCCGAGUCCUUGGAAACGUUAAAUUUACGAGCGAAUUCUCUGCAGCAGAUAGCCUCGUUAACGCAAGUAGUGAAUCUACGCACUUUAGAUAUAUCGCAUAAUCCGCAAUUGGAAGCGGUGCCUGAUAUAUGGCAGGUCGAUUCAUUGGAACGUUUGGAUCUUAGCAAUACCAGUUUACAGCAAUUACCUCUACUCGCCUUGGCCACUUCACGGCACUUACAAUCGCUUAAUAUUUCAUCGAAUCUCUUCGAAGAAAUUGAUCCGGCCAAUUUCCAUUCUCUUCAGCAGCUAACAAGCUUUUAUAUACACAAUAACAAUUGGAAUUGUUAUAAUUUACGCUUGCUAAUGGAUUUAUUAAUUAAGCCUUUUCAAAUUGUUUAUACGCGCGAUGAUCCUGACGAUGAAUUUCCCGGUAUUUAUAUCGAUGGUAUUAAGUGCAUGUACCGGUUACCCGAAAUGAGUGAAGAGAGAGAAUUUUUUGCUCAAUUAAAACGCAGUCCAUUAUCGGAAAUCGAUAUUAAUAAUAAUAGUGACGAUGAUCCGACGAAUAAUGUCGAAGAAUUAAGAAGCGAACUUAAAGCAAUUGUAGGAAUAUAUGAGCAGAAAUUCGCUAAAGUUAUAGCCAAAUUGGAAGACUUGGAGUCACGUUUAUUGCCUUUCGAAAUUGCUAAUAAAACAAUCUGGCAACACAUUACUGUAACUGUUUAGUUAGUUAUUACAUACUGUUUGUUCUCUUGUUAUUGUUAUUGUUUUAAUAAAUUUUCCUUUUUUUAUAAAUAGAACCAUUAUUGUGACUUGCUUUGUUGUAUUCGAGUCCUUUUGUAAGUAACCAUCGAAAGCGAAAGUGCAUUCAGCCCUCGAGACGGACAUGUCAUUUUCAAUCAUGAUCAAGAGGGACGUUUCAGAAGAUAAUUUCGAGUAAAGACACUUUACAACUUUUUUAAUAGGGCUGCAUAUGCAACCCCCUAGCAGAGCUCUGCUAUGUAGUCAUGACCGAUAUAUGGUUGGAUUGGGAAGCAUACUCCGUCCAAAUUAUGGAAAGUGAGAUACUUCUGUUUGUUUAGAUGGUUUAAAAGGUAUUUUCAUCUACAUUCCGGUGACGAUGGAAUUUUCUGCUUUCUCCUCACUAGAGUCUCAAAUUGGACCAUUUUUCCAUGGUCGGUUUUUGCUUACGUACCAAAUUUUAAAAAUUUGGCAAAAAUGCAGUUCAAUCUUUUUUUGUGCGAUCUUUUUUUGUGUGGUCUUUUUUGGGCACUAUAUGAAAUUGGAACAUAAUUUAUGAAGUCAUCAAUAAAAACAACGGGUAGGUUUAAUUGUUCAUCUAGUUUUUUCGAUAUUUAAUAUGUAUUUCAUCACUUUACAUAAGUAUUGUGUCAGCCAACUACAUUACAUAUAUAUAGAAUUCUAUAAUUGGCGAGAUUCCAUGUAGCUGCUAAGCUGAUCAGCGUUUUGAUUGCGUUUAAAAAAGCAAUUUCUAGGUAUUCCGUAGGGUUGUGGGUUAUUAUGUACGUGAGACGUUUUCUUUUAUGCGAUCUCUAUCCAGCGCACAAAAACAAGUUUGAAUGUAUUUCCGAAAACGAGAAUUUAAAGUUGUUUGAAAGAUAAUGUGAUAUAGAUUCAUGAGGUGUUCAGGAAAUUAUUCUACGUUUCUUAGUUUGGGCAAUACAUGCCUGUAAAUCCAAAUUGUAGCUAUGUUAGGGCGGUUACGAACUCCCUUAACAGACUUGCUCUGUGUUUGCUAGUUAAAUGCGGGCUUAUCUUCAUAUCCUUGCAUAUCAGUUCUUUGAUAUGAUUCGGAAUUAAUUUUUGAAUCCACUUUCCAUAUGCGUUUAAGAGGCAAGCUGAGCAUGAUUGGAAUUGAAACAGACAGAACAAAGAGCUUAAAGAAGAAAAGCUCCUAACUAUGAAGCUUCUCUUCAUUGGAAAGUCGCUUUCGAAAGCAGGUUUACUGUUUUCAGUCUUUUAAGAUUAGACUUAGAUAAUUUUGCUCCACCACCGAACUUCACAGAUACUUUAGAAUGUAUGAAGCAAGUAAAAAAAUUAUAUUCGGCUGUGACCAGUGUUUAUACCCGUUACACCGUUAUCCUAGAAAAGACUAAAAAAAAAAAAGGAACAAAUUGCCCUUGGGCGUGGCUGCUUUCUUCUAUUUUUGCAAAACAAAAGCGGAAAUUUGUACCGUAUAUCUGUUGUAAUAUGCAUAAGCAAAGAACUAAAGAAAAAAUGUGCUUUCAGUUUUUGGUGCAUUGAAGGUGUGACCUUUGACCACCACCACUUUGGGUCAUUUGCAAGUUUUUUUGCAAAUUAGUAAAAGAUAUCCUCAUCUUUGAAGACCGGUGUUGUUUAGCUCAGAUACCACUCCGUUAGACAAGUGGGCAGACGGAGAGACAUACGUGUAUGUCUUUAUGAGGCUUUUUGAGUUUGUAUUUGGGCGUUAUAAAGGUUUUCGAUAAAAAAGAAAGACGAUUUACUAAACUCGUAUAUUGGGUGGGCGUGGCCGAUGUUUUUCGUUUUUGCAUAGGUACUAUAGCAUCGCUUGUAGAAUAUACGUGGACCCUUUUAUCUGACGAAAAAACAAUUUCUUGGAUUCGAGAAGGCGGCAAAUAAAAUUCCUCGAUGGGGCCAUGACUAUAUGUCCGUUCUUUGGAAGUGUGAUUACGUUCGUUGAAACUUAGUCUAGAGAAGAAAGAGAAGCUUAGUUUCAUAGCUUUCCUCAUUACUCGCUAGAUGAGAUUUAAUCUUUACUGGUGGCCAAGUAAUACUGACUCUGCUUGUAUUUUUUUGCUGUGAACAUAUGGAACUCGCUUGUCGUUGACGUUAUAAACUUUUGGUGAAUUAUUUUGCAAAAUCUUUCACAAACGUGUUUUGCCAAUAUUUCCAAGUUUAACAAUCAAUUAUUUGAAGUUCAAUUUAUCUCUCAGCAUAUUUCAUAACAUACCGUACAUGACAAGGUGUGUUCCUCCUAAUAUGAUUUUUUUCUUUUUCAAUUUUGUUAUUAAUAAUCAAAGAAUAAUGCCACGAGGUUUAAGAUAACUCAUAAAUAUUUCCAUUCUCUGCAAUUACUUCUUAUUAUUAGUUACCGACGUUAAAUGAUUUUUUUUUUCUUUUUCUUAAGUGUAAAUUGUCUAAGGUAAUUAUAAUCGUUUAAGAAGCGAGUAAAAGAGAAGAAGGACAGUUAGAUAAAUGAAUUGCAAAUAAAAUUAAAAAAAAAAAAAAAAAAAAAUUCAACAUUGCAAUCAUAAAAUUAAUCAGAUAAAAUUUUUACUCAUACAUAUACAUAUAUAGUUAGUCAGAAUGUUGUUGCUAUAUAGUUGUCGCUAGGUUUUCCUUCUUUUUCUUCGAUGUUACAGACAAACGUUGCAGGAAAAAAACCCAACAGACACAUUGGCACCAGAGUAAAAUAAUUGUUCAGUUGGUAUCUCUUUUAAGUAAACGAAGCUAUAUUUAGACUAGAAAUGCAAAUAAGAAGAUAAAGAAAAUAUUUUUUUUUUUUUUUUUUUUCAAUCACAGUUGAAUUUUUGGUCUUCUUCGCUUAACGUACGUGCGAUUCAUGUUUGAUGUGAAUUCUUUUGUGUCUCUUUUCUCAUUUUCAUGCCCUACGCUGCUUAUGAUAUAUGGUAUACUGGGUAUAGUAAGUUUGUGCGGGUGCACGUAACACCCAGAAAAGCUUAAGAUAGACCUGCUCGUCUGUCCGUCUGCUGUCUGUCCAUGUAUGCGUCUACGUGUUUAAUCUAUAAGUCGCAUUUGUUGAGAUAUUUUAAUGAAAUGAAAGAAAUAGUGGAAACGGAGUGAACGGAUCGGUCCCUCUUUCCGAUCACUUGCGACCUGUAGUUUGAAAGCAAGAAAAGAGGAUAGACGAACGUAUGGGAAAAUUUAAGUCGAUUCAGCAAAUGAUUCUGGGUCGGUCGUGUUAGUAUAAAAAUGGAUCUAUCCCAAGCCUUUCUGUGUGUUCCAUACAUCCACACUUGUACCACAAAUGGUGUAGGGCAUAACAAAAAAAUUUUUAUGUGAACAUAUCUGAACUUUUAUUAUUCGUUGUAUAAAAACUAAAAAAUUAUCAAUUAGUUUAUGUUAUAAGCUUUAAAAUCCAAAUACGAAGAAAUCAUGUCUUCAUCGUAAAGACAAAAUUUAUAACAUAAUAAAUUGGACUAUGGCCGAAUCUUUUAUUCCCAUUACCUUCAAAAGUUCACAAGACUAAAAGCCCAACCAAAAAAAAAUAUUGUAUAGGCGCGAGUGAUUUUUCCCAUUUCUUUAUAUAUACUAUGAAAUCAUUCAUAGAAUAUACAUAAAAAUCUGUACUCUGCGACCCGUUCUAAAUUGAGGUAAAGCAAAAUAAGCAAAAAAAUUCAGACAAAGAAUUAAUGUCUGUUAAAAGCAAAGGCUUCUUUCAAACCUGCCCACAAAUUUUUAAUCCGAUAUUCAUAAUUUCAUAACCGACAUAGUUAUUGACUAAUCCCUACCUAUUCAUCCAUGCCUAGAUCGAUUCAGAAUUUGACACUAAUCAUGAUUAUAUGUACUUUAUCGGGUGUCUGAAGCGAAGGUUUUGCAAAAACGAAUAUAUCCUCGUUGUUCGGUAGUGUGUAUAGUAAACUUACUGUAAACAAAAUUUUUGAUAUACGUAUAUUUACUCUAAAUAAAUAUAUCUCCCUCUUUCUCUCUCUCUCUCUCUCUCACUUUUUUGUUUACCAAUGGCUUGUCGUAUCAGGCUGAUUUUUAGUGACUGGCAAUGCCAGCUUAAAACAUCAACAACAAGUUGCAAUACGAGAUUGCAAGUGAAGAACAAGAGUAUCAUGAUUGAUCGACCGACAAAACAACAAGAAAUGAGAAGUAACAAUUGUUUGGCUAUAGUUUUUCAGGGGGUGAUUGUAAUGAACGCCCGCAAUAGGCUUUAUCCGCUCAAGCUUCUUAUAAAGCAGAUCUUAAAGAAUAUUGAACAAGAUUUCAUAACAUCUCUCGAGAAGCUCAAGGAAAGAAGAUCGCCAGACAUUUGAGGUCUUAAGUGGGUAAGUGCUAAGUGAAUUCACAGUGAACUUAAAAUCCUGCGCCUACGAGGCUCCAAACUUGUUGCCAUAGAAAGGCUUAUUUUGUUGUAAGAACACGCCUUUCGAAGAAAGGAAUGGUUCCGAUAUGCCUAAAUUUUGCCCAUACCUUUAGUAAUUAAAAAUUCUGGUAAAAGUUUGAUGGACAGACAUUGAAAGACCCCGUUGUGUCAUCUUCGCUUAUGUAAUAAUCAGAAUUGAUUGUUCUUGCAUCA
Messenger RNA from Glossina fuscipes, 6490 nucleotides. Its product is annotated as leucine-rich repeat-containing G-protein coupled receptor 6-like. Gene Ontology annotation, molecular function: protein binding. The transcript has a single exon. Lineage: Eukaryota; Metazoa; Arthropoda; Insecta; Diptera; Glossinidae. The coding region runs from base 226 to 1947 and encodes 573 amino acids. The record is from RefSeq and is a predicted model, not a curated record.